AUGGCUUUGAAGGGGGCUGAGCUUGGAUUUAUUAAUCCUCUUGUUAAAGAUGGUAGGAAAGUAGCUCAACUCCAGCAGAAGGAGUUGGAUUCUAUGGCUGAUAAAUGGCAGGCUGCGAUAGUCAUGUAUGUGGUGGGGGAAUCCCCCACUAUUGCCUCUGUCAAGAGGUUUAUGGCUGCUGUGUGGAGCAAUGUGACACAACCACAGGUCUUCUACCAUGAUGAGGGUUACUUCAUCCUUAAGUUUGCUAAUGUAGAAGACAAAAACACUAUAGUUGCUGGUGGACCCUAUACCUUCUAUGGUAAACCUGUCAUUAUUAAGCCUUGGGUAGCAAAUUUCAAUUUCUAUGAAGAAGUUCUUAAGGUUAUUCCAAUGUGGGUGAAAUUUCCUAACCUUCCUCUCAACUGUUGGGGUAGUGAUUCUAUUAGCAGGAUCAGCAGCUUGCUAGGAGUUCCUUUAUUUGCAGAUGGGUGCACAACAAGGCAAGAAAGGGUUUCCUUUGCUAGGGUACUGAUUGAAAUGGAUGUCACUAAUCCAUUGCCUGAUCAUGUUUGGAUAGAGGAUACUACUGGGAAAGCUUUUAAGCAACCAGUGUCAUAUGAUUGGAAGCCACAAUUCUGUAAACCUUGCAAUGUAGUGGGUCAUGACUGUGAUAAAAUACAAAAGGCUAAGCCUGUUAAACCAGCUGUGAAGAAAGUUUGGGUGCCAAAGCAGAUGCAAUAG
Molecule: messenger RNA, 723 nt
Organism: Spinacia oleracea (spinach)
Lineage: Eukaryota; Viridiplantae; Streptophyta; Magnoliopsida; Caryophyllales; Amaranthaceae
Exons: 1
Coding region: 1-723 (240 amino acids)
Source: RefSeq, a predicted model, not a curated record